Polypterus senegalus (gray bichir) is the source of this 1515-nucleotide messenger RNA. RefSeq names its product haloacid dehalogenase like hydrolase domain containing 5 (gene hdhd5). Lineage: Eukaryota; Metazoa; Chordata; Cladistia; Polypteriformes; Polypteridae. The transcript has 8 exons. The record is from RefSeq and is a predicted model, not a curated record. The coding region runs from base 84 to 1433 and encodes 449 amino acids. Gene Ontology annotation, cellular component: mitochondrion. Gene Ontology annotation, biological process: glycerophospholipid biosynthetic process.
GCCUGUUUUAGUAAAAGCUGGACGUAACAUUUGCACAUUAGACAUUGUAUUUAAUCUCAUCAUUUUCUCGUUUUCUAUUUAUAAUGUCAGUUUUACGAGAAGGAAUAAACAUUUUUAGAAUAGGCAGGUCAUUUGUAAAUACUUCACGCCUCAGCGCUGUCAGAGACUUCACCUCAUUUCGUUCGAGAUGUUUGACAGGUUCUUCUUGCCGCUUUUACACACGGAAUCAGUCCAGUUUUGGCAUCCUGUUUGACAUAGAUGGUGUGCUUUUAAGAGGACACACCCCAAUUCCUGGAGCAAAGGAGGCCAUGCGGAAACUAGUAGAUCGAAAUGGUGAAUUUCAGGUACCAGUUGUUUUUGUAACAAAUGCAGGAAACAGCAUGCGCCAGUCCAAAGCAGAGCUUCUCUCCAGUGUACUUGAUGUUCAGGUGUCCAAGCAUCAAGUUAUAAUGUCUCAUAGUCCUCUACAAAUGUUUACACAGUACCACCAGAAAAGAGUUCUUGUCUCAGGACAGGGACCGAUGACAGAAAUAGCUGAAAAUUUAGGUUUCCAGCAUGUGGUUACUAUUGAUAUGUUACGUGAAGCCUACCCUCUGCUUGAUGUUGUGGAUCAUAAUCGCAGGCCCAAAGACAUGCUGCCUCCAGCCAAAUAUAUACCACCAGUUGAAGCUAUAGUCCUCUUUGGUGAACCAAUCAGAUGGGAGACAAAUCUGCAGCUAAUUUUGGAUUUAUUGCUUUCUAAUGGUAACCCUACCCUGCCUUUGACAUCUCCACCUUAUCCUCAUAUACCAGUACUUGCUUGCAAUAUGGACCUUAUGUGGAUGGCAGAGGCAAAAAGACCCAGGUUUGGCCAUGGAACAUUUCUUGUAUGUUUAGAAAAUAUUUAUAAGAAAAUCACAGGCAAGGAGCUAAAAUAUGCAGCUUUAAUUGGGAAACCUAGUAUCAUCACUUACAACUAUGCAGAGCUACUUGUGCAACAACAAGCAGAGAGGAGAGGGUGGUCUUGGCCCUUUCAAAGACUGUAUGCUAUUGGUGACAACCCAAUGGCAGAUAUUUAUGGUGCCAAUUUAUACAACAGAUACCUACAAUCUGUAAGGGAAUCUAUGAAUCAGGUCAAAAAGAAGAAAGUCCCUGUUCUAGAAGUUGUGGAUGGAAAAGAGCAUGAAAAUGUCCUAACCACCUCUAGACUGGAUGAACUGACACACGGUGGCCUUAUGGAGAGUUGUAGUUCCAUCUUGGUGUGUACAGGAGUAUACCAUCGUGAUGAAGACUUGCCUACAAACCCACAUGAAAGUGUCACUGAACGUGUGUUUCAUGGUCACAGAGACUUUCAUUUUGAUCCUAGCCUGGUUGAAGCCUCCUUCAUUGUGCAAGAUGUUAAUGAGGCUGUUGACCUAGUUUUUUCACAGGAAAACUGGGAUCCAAAUUUUUGAUGUAUAAAUAUGCAUACUCAAAGUGAGAAAAGCCUUUGAGUUUUUAUUUAGAUGUAAGUGCAUGUUUGAAAUAACCCAUUCA